This is a messenger RNA of Physcomitrium patens, 1085 nucleotides long. RefSeq lists its product as uncharacterized. NCBI's taxonomy places the organism in Eukaryota, Viridiplantae, Streptophyta, Bryopsida, Funariales, Funariaceae. The record is from RefSeq and is a predicted model, not a curated record.
UCGGCUAAUUGCAGCUCGAUGCAGAAGCUGGGCGAUGGCUUGGUGCGGGAUAAGAUGUGCCCACCAGCCCGGAAGCAGUUUCAAGUGCGGGCUAUGGCACCCAAGAAGAAGGUGAACGCGCAUGAUGAUGCGUGGAGCAAGCAAUGGUUCGGAGCGGGGGUGUUUGCGGAGAACACCGAGACGGAGUCUGUUGACAUCGUGAAGAAGCUAGAGAAGAAGUUGUUAUCACAGGUGGAGAAAGCGGGGCUUCUCAGCAAAGCCGAGAGCCUGGGCGUCAGCUUGUCGCAGAUUGAGAAGUUGGGGCUGCUGUCGAAGGCGGAGGAUCUUGGCUUGUUGACCCUGGCGGAGAAAUUCGUGACCACCAGCCCUGCGUCACUAGCGUCUGUCAAAUUCCCAAGCGUCUCGGGAAUCGCGCCAGUGAGGUGGUUGUUCGUCAUGUUCAGCUUCACCAAGCUGACGAUGCCCCCAAGUGCCGCUGAAAUCUCCCAUGUCAACUCGUCUCCACUGAGCCUAUCCCUGUAUGAUAUCGGAUUCACAAGCACUAUCUCCGCCCAAAAUCGGCAAUUUGGUCAAUCUGCAGAGCUUGUAUAUGGGCAACUGCCAUUUCAGCGGGCUUAUUCCGGCGGAGCUUUCGAAAUGCAUUGCCCUGAAGAAGUUGGACAUCGGCAGGAAUGAUUUUUCAGUGAAAAUUUUCAAUGAUUUUUCACCGCUUCAUACUUGCGACAGUGGAGUUCGUUGUUGGCCGCCAUAGAUCAUGAGGUCGCACCCAUGGUUGCAGGAAUUGGUCGAUGGAUCUCCGGCUUGAUUGACCAUAGCUAUGGCCACCGUCUAAUGGCAAACCCUUUAAUGGUCUACUGCCGCCGGAUGCCACUGAAGUAGGCACAAACCCAUCAAGGAUGGAGAAUAAGAAGUUGAACUUCCGUUGCAUGUAGAGCACUAAGUUCAAAUCCUCCACAAUCUGCCCAAAUCCAUUCUAAACGUGUCAGAGGUUUGAUAUCGGUACAUGUGGUCACAGCAAACUGACCCACUUAUGCAAAUGAUUUGGAGAAAUAAAGUUUGGAGAUGAAAAUCACCUUGCUUGUGGA